This is a messenger RNA of Nicotiana tabacum (common tobacco), 547 nucleotides long. The record is from RefSeq and is a predicted model, not a curated record. Lineage: Eukaryota; Viridiplantae; Streptophyta; Magnoliopsida; Solanales; Solanaceae.
GUAAAAUAACCUUCUUUCUGCCUAAGAAAAGAACUUUAAAAAGUUUGAAUAGUAAUGCUUUGAAUAAAUCUCCCUCUCUGCAUUUCUUCCUUCAACAUUUAUCGUACUCUGUGCCCCCAAUCCCCAUUAUCCUCUCUCUAUCAUAUAUACAGCUCAUAACGCUACGGAGAGAGGGUUUAAUAUAUAUUGGUUAAAGCAUAAAAAAUGGGGGCAUACAGAGCAGACGACGAUUAUGAUUACUUGUUCAAGGUAGUUCUAAUCGGUGAUUCCGGUGUUGGAAAAUCGAACCUACUGUCCAGAUUCAGUCGCAAUGAGUUCAGCCUGGAGUCAAAGUCCACCAUCGGCGUUGAGUUCGCCACUCGUAGCAUCCGCGUCGAGGAUAAGGUCGUUAAGGCUCAGAUUUGGGACACCGCCGGCCAGGAACGAAAGCAGUAGGUGUUGACGCACCUGCUGCACUAUACUGUGGCAGCUCCUGGUCAUCACUGUGGUUAAGUUUGUGGAUCUCAAAUGCCAUAUUCAAAUAUGAGAAAUACUUUUCUUAUUUGCA